Messenger RNA from Coturnix japonica (Japanese quail), 3039 nucleotides. NCBI's taxonomy places the organism in Eukaryota, Metazoa, Chordata, Aves, Galliformes, Phasianidae. The record is from RefSeq and is a predicted model, not a curated record.
GCCCCACAGUGCCCCAUAGAGCCCCACAGUGCCCCAUAGAAGCCCCAUAGAGCCCCACAGUGCCCCAUAAAGCCCCACAGUGUCCCGGCACGUCGCGGGCGCCAUUUUCAUAGUGAGGAAUAGCGUCACUUCCGGCAAGGUGGAUUGUGGGAUAUAACGCGGCAUAACGCGGCAUAACGCGGCAUCUGGAGGUCGCCAUUUUUGAUCAUGCGCAGUAGCGUCGCUUCCGGUAUGGUGCAUUAUGGGAUAUAACGUGGCAUAACGAGGCAUCUGGAGUUCGCCAUUUUGGUCAUGCGCAGUAGCGUCGCUUCCGGUAUGGUGCAUUGUGGGAUAUAACGCGGCAUAACGAGGCAUCCGGAGGUCGCCAUUUUGGUCAUGCGCAGUAGCGUCGCUUCCGGUAUGGUGCAUUGUGGGAUAUAACGAGGCAUCUGGAGGUCGCCAUUUUGAUCAUGCGCAGUAGCGUCGCUUCCGGUAUGGUGCAUUGUGGGAUAUAACGCGGCAUAACGAGGCAUCUGGAGGUCGCCAUUUUGAUCAUGCGCAGUAGCGUCGCUUCCGGCAAGGUGCAUUGCGGGAUAUAACGCCUCAUUUGGUGGGCGCCAUUUUGCUCGCGAGCAAUGGCGUCUUUUCCGGCGGAGGGGAUUGUGGGAUAUCAGUGAUACCGCCUUCUUAUUUCCGGUUCCGGCUGUGGGGGGUGCAGUUCUGUUUCCGGCUGCCCGUUUCCGGUGUUUCCGCCAUGGGGCUGCGGGGGGCUCGGGGGGUCCCGGUUGGACCCGGAACCGGCCGCUUAUUUACAACGGGAGUCACGAGGAGAUGGGGGAGGAGCCAGAGGGACCCCGCGCUCCAUAGAGACGCCCUGAGCCCCAUAGAGCCCCACAUGGAGCCUAGAAGGGAACGCGGCGCCAUUUUGGGGCCCAAUCCAGGCAACGGCAGCGGCGGGGUUUCCCCGAGGUCUCCUCUCUUCCUUAUAAGGAGCGGGGCGUGUCCUCGUGGGGGCGAGCCGGGAUGGCGGCUUCCUAUUGGCUGCCGAGCCGGCGGGGGAGCGGGGCCGAACGGCGCAUUCCCAUUGGCGAAUGGAAGGGGCGUGGCGGGAUGACGCGCUCCCAUUGGCUGCCAGAGGCGCGGCGCAGCGGAGCGAUGGCGGCGGCGGUGCUGAGCCGGGGCGGGGGCGGCGGGGCGGUUCUCUCAGCGCUGCUGGGUGCCCGGCGUCCUUACAGCAGCAUCUUUAGGGCAGCAGAGCUGCGUGUGGAGCACAGUCCCCACCCGAAGCCCAAGCCCCCCCCGGAGCACCUGAAAUUCGGUCAGGCCUUCACUGACCACAUGCUGACCAUCGAGUGGAGCCGGGCGGAUGGAUGGGGACCCCCCCACAUUCGCCCCUUCCAGGACCUGCGCCUGCACCCCGCGUCCUCUGCGCUUCACUAUGCUGUGGAGCUCUUUGAGGGCAUGAAGGCUUUCCGUGGUGCUGAUGACAAAAUCCGCCUUUUUCGCCCCGAACUGAACAUGGAACGGAUGGGGCGCUCAGCCCAGAGGGUCUGCCUGCCUCCCUUUGACCCCGUGGAGCUGCUGGAGUGCAUUCGUGCCUUGGUGAGGCUGGAGCAGGACUGGGUGCCGCGCUCUGAAGCUGCCAGUCUGUACAUCCGGCCCACCUACAUCGGCACCGAGCCAUCACUGGGGGUGGCCCCCCCCGGGCGGGCGCUGCUCUUCGUCAUCCUGUGCCCGGUGGGGCCCUAUUUCCCGGGGGGGCACUUCAGCCCCGUGGGGCUCCUGGCUGACCCCGAUCACGUCCGUGCCUGGCCGGGAGGGGCUGGGAACUGCAAACUGGGGGGGAACUACGGCCCCACCAUUGCGCUGCAGCAGCAGGCGCAGGCCAUGGGCUGCCAGCAGGUCCUGUGGCUGUACGGCCCCCAGCAGCUGCUGACCGAGGUGGGCACCAUGAACCUCUUCAUCUUCUGGCACCGCGAGGAUGGGGAGCUGGAGCUGGUGACCCCCCCAUUGGACGGGCUCAUCCUACCUGGGGUGAUACGGCAGAGCCUCCUGGACAUGGCACGGGAGUGGGGGGAGUUCGCAGUGCGGGAGGAGCCGCUGCCGAUGGAGACGGUGCUGGAGGCGCUGCAGGGGGGGCGGCUGAAGGAGAUGUUCGGUACCGGGACGGCGUGUGUGGUGUGCCCUGUGGGGGGCGUGCAGUACAAGGGGCAGUGGUUCCCCAUCCCCACAAUGGAGAACGGCCCUGAGCUGGCGCAGCGCUUCCUGCGAGCACUGAGCGACAUUCAGUAUGGCCGCACACCCAGCGAUUGGGCCCAGCCGCUGUGAUCCCCCCCCCCCGCUGACAUGGGACACUCCGGGGUAUCUGCCCCCCCUCCCCCCCCCUCCAGCAAUGCACCAAAAUCUCCUUGGGGGAGGGAGAGGGGAGGGGGGGCAAAUACCCCACCCCCAACUGAACCAAAUACGGAGGGGGAGCAGAUGUGGCCCUCCUAAAUAGAACGGGAGGAGGCACUAUCUGCCCCCCCCCCAACAUGCCAAAUACCUGCCAGGAAAGGGGGUUUGGUAUGGCCCCCCCCAGCACUCCAAAAUACUCCUAAGUGGGGACAGAAAUCCCCCCCCCAACACUCCAAAUACCCCCCGUGGGGGGCGGGGGCAGAAAUUCCCCCCUCAGCACUCCAAAAUAUCCCCUUGGGGGGGCAACCUCCUCCCUAAAGCACUCCUAUUGCCCCCUCCGGGGGGUAAAUCCUCCCCUGUGCAAUAUUUCCCCCCCCCAUGACAUUACGGGGGUGGGGGGGGGUGGCAAAACGGUACCCCCCCCCUCCAUAGUGCCUUCAUUGCACCUCCCCCUCAACAUUGCCCCCAUCUCACCCCUGCAGGCAGAGUGAUGGUGGGGGGCUGUUGUGGGGGGGGGGACUCUGCAGUGAUGCCUUAAGUGGAAAGACGCCCCCCCCUCCCCAAAUAAUAAAGUAAAAGGUCAAUGUGGGGGGGGGGGAGCCUUAAAAGUUAGGUCAAUGGUCACCUGAGGUCAGAAGAGGUCAUUAAUAAAUGCAAUUGUGUGAA